AUGGCAAACCAAGCCGAGCUACCCCUGUUGGUAAGGGCGGAGGACGGCACAGCCGUGGUUUCCAGACAGAUUCAUCGCGCCCGAUGGACGCUGCUCCAUAUGCAAAACAUCAGACAACGCGACCGCAGGCGCUACACAGUUGAUGUUAUCAUCAAACGCGACGAUCACGGCAUCGAAUUCCGGCUAGCGAUCAAAGAUGCUAUGAGAACUGCGUCGAACAGCACACGCCACAAUUGCUUCUCGUAUGCAUUGGGCGUCAUCAAGGCAGGGAAGGAAGAUCUAGGCAGCAAGCACAGGACCUCCUCCAGCGGGCCCAAGAAUGUCACAACUAUAGGUAAGUACUGGCCGCCGCUGUUGUGCUAUCUCGAAGAAGGGCCAGAGCUCCCUACGUUUUACGAGGAUGUGCGCGACAUGGUGCGCAAGUCAUUGCAGGCCCGAAACAUCCACCCAGACCGUUUCCGCGUUCUGAUGUUACAAGACAAGACCGAGAAAGCGAAGAGGGAGGGUUGUCCGAACGACUGGUUGCGUGCCCCGUUGGUCGAAGAGUUGGUGGUGGAUUCGCGCUCUGGGACUCGGAAGGUUGAAAUGGUGGCCGAGGAUCUCUCUUGGCAGAAAGCAGAAGACAUAGCCGAAAAGCUGUACGGGGCCCCGUUUGCUCCGCUCCUCAGAUUGGUCAUGAGAGGUCUCACUACCCUGACGAACAGCAUGGGUAAGUAA
Molecule: messenger RNA, 717 nt
Organism: Anthostomella pinea
Lineage: Eukaryota; Fungi; Ascomycota; Sordariomycetes; Xylariales; Xylariaceae
Source: the annotation of a GenBank genome assembly